AAAGAAUUACCACCUAUGAAACUUUACCUUAUGGAUAUGGACGAAGCUAAUAAACAUGAAUCAAUUCGAAAUGUUGGACAUCCAGCAAUGUCAUGGCCUUUCAGUAAGGUAGUUAGUGGUAAGAGUGGUACGGGUAAAACUAACAUACUUGGAAAUAUUUUCGUUGGUGACAAAG
Messenger RNA from Acaulospora morrowiae, 175 nucleotides. NCBI's taxonomy places the organism in Eukaryota, Fungi, Glomeromycota, Glomeromycetes, Diversisporales, Acaulosporaceae. The record is from the annotation of a GenBank genome assembly.